AUAUGUACUUCUUUAAAUAUUAAUUAUUAUUAUUUUAUAUAUAUAUAUAUAAUAUAAAAAUAAUUGUUACGUACAAUGGAAGAAUAUCCACCUAUUAAUAUUCGUUUAGCAGUAAACAGAGCCGAUUUAAAUUUAUUAAAAAAUAAAGAUAUACAACCUCGAAUAUAUACUCCUGGAGAAGAAAUUUCUAGUCAAUCUGAUUUCUUAAGAGGACAUGGAACAUAUGUAGAUGACGAAAAUACAUUACGUGCAUCUGUAGCUGGUAUUUUAGAAAAAGUAAAUAAGCUUAUUUCGAUAAAACCUUUAAAAGCACGUUAUCAAGGUGAAAUUGGAGAUGUAGUUGUUGGACGUAUAACUGAAGUACAACAAAAACGAUGGAAAGUUGACACAAAUUCUAAACUUGACUCUGUAUUAUUACUCUCCAGUGUUAAUUUACCAGGUGGAGAAUUGAGAAGAAGAUCAGCUGAAGAUGAACAAACUAUGAGACGUUAUCUUCAAGAAGGAGAUUUAAUUUGUGCAGAAGUACAAAGUACUUUUGUAGAUGGUUCUCUUUCAUUACAUACUAGAGUUUUAAAAUAUGGUAAAUUAUCUCAAGGUAUAAUGUUAAAAGUUUCACCAGCUCUUAUAAAACGGAAAAAGACACAUUUUCACACUUUAGAAAAUGGUGCAAGUUUAAUAUUAGGAAAUAAUGGUUAUAUAUGGAUUGGAGCUAGUAGACAAGAUACUGAUAGAUCAGAAGGUGGUUUCACACAGGACUUAUCAAGAAUUCCUCAAGUAAACCGUGAAAACUUGGAAACAACAAAGUUACACCAAAGAAACAUGGAUGCAUGUUUUACUGCAUUUGAUAAAGAUGGAGAUGGAUAUUUAUCUAUUACAGAAUUUGAAUUUAUUUGUCGUGCAUUAUUUCGCAAUGAUCGUGGAAAAGUAUAUAAUGUUGAAGAAAAUCAAUUAAAAGAAAUAUAUUCAGUAUUUGACUUGAAUGGAGAUGGAAAAAUUGAUAGAGAAGAAUUUGAAAUAUGUUGGAAUCGUUGGAUUAAAAUAUGCACCCGUCCAAAGAGUGCAUUUUUAAUUGUGGAUGUUCAAAACGACUUUAUAACAGGUUCUUUAAAUAUUAAACAAUGUGCUGCACAACAUGAUGGUUCAGAAGUAAUUGACCCAAUUAAUCGUUUAUUAGAAACUGUACAAUUUGAUGCAGUAUUUUAUUCUCUUGAUUGGCAUCCUAUAGAUCAUGUAUCUUUUAUUGAUAAUUUACAUCUAAGAGAAAUUGAUCCCAGUAGUGGAACAUCAAAAGAAACAGCACAAGUUUAUGAUACCAUAACAUUUAGAGGUCCACCAUUAUUAAAACAACGUUUAUGGCCUCGUCAUUGUAUUCAAGAUUCUUGGGGUGCUGAACUUCACAAAGAUUUGAAAAUUAUAGAUAAUGCAAUUAAAAUAUAUAAAGGAACUAAUUCAGAAGUAGAUUCAUAUUCGGUCUUUUGGGAUAAUAAAAAGAUGAUGGAAACAAGUUUAUCUUCGCAAUUACAAGAAAAGGGGGCAACUGAUAUAUAUAUAUGCGGAUUAGCCUAUGAUGUUUGUGUUGGAGCUACUGCUGUAGAUGCACUUACAAGCGGUUAUCGGACUAUUCUCAUUGAUGAUUGUAGUCGAGGAGUAGAUCUUGUUGAUAUUGAAAAAACUAAAGCUACUGUUAUAGCUAAUAAUGGAGUAAUUGUAAAUUCAAGUCAAGUAAAAGCAAUGGUUGAAGGAAAAGAUCGCCGACCAGAACUUGGAUAUAAAUUAGCUAUAGAAAUUAAACAAAAAUUAACUUUUGUAGAUGACGAUAAUCAAUAAUUUUAUUUUCUUGUAAUUUAAAAAAUAGUACAAAAUGUCAUACGAACAUUAGAUAAAUUAAUAUAAUAUUUUA
Molecule: messenger RNA, 1900 nt
Organism: Apis dorsata (giant honeybee)
Lineage: Eukaryota; Metazoa; Arthropoda; Insecta; Hymenoptera; Apidae
Gene: Naam
Exons: 6
Coding region: 76-1827 (583 amino acids)
Molecular function (GO): RNA binding; calcium ion binding
Source: RefSeq, a predicted model, not a curated record